CAGCGCCGGCCGACUCCUCCCCUCCUUGAAUCCUGACCACUAUUGCCAUUGCCAUUGCCAUUUGCCAUUUGCUAUUACCCAUUACUAUUACCACUUACCAUUACCGCUGUCAUUAACAACCACCACACUACCACUUUACAGUCCUUACAAUCCGAAAAACCUUCAACCACCCAAACCCGUCCAAACAUACACAUACGCACAUACGCACACUACAUAUACACACACGCAUACUUGCGUCGACGCGCGCUUUCAAAACACGUUCGCAAUAAAGACACCUACCCACCCAGUCGUCUCUGUUCGGAAGAAAAAAAAUACCCUCCUAAUCACAAUAUUAGAAGGGUCAAAUAGAAUACCACAGGCAACCCUUCAGCAACCCUUCAGAGAAAAAAACACGCGACUAUCACUGUUUGAACUACUGCGUUUCCAUUUUCCUUCCAUCCCUCUCUUCGCCUCCUUUGCUUAUUCAGGCAUCCCCCCACCCUCCCAUCCUCAUUUUUUGUCCUAGACUUCGACUUCAACUUCGAUUUUGAUUUCAAUUUCGGCCCCGACUUUCGACUUGGACCUAUAAUCGCUCAGUUGACUUCUGACAUCGAACCGCCGGCUUCCUAUUUCAUGCUAUCACAACAAGCUUAUUGACAUACAUGAUUUCCAGUGUAUAGAAAUAGUAUGAGGAUACAGGCACCAUCCGCAGACGAAAGGAUGGAGUCUGGAAGGCCUCGAUCCAGUCAGACGACAGUUUCGGUCAAUUUUGACGAUGCCGACUCUCUCUCGCAUCCACAACUCAAAUUUGGUGUUGCCGAGUGCAUCGAGACCAAGACGGUCACCACGACUACUACUACUAAGAGAUCAUAUCCACCUCUUCUUGUGAGAGAGUCGAAGCCGCUCUCCUCCCUCGACUCCAAAGAAUAUCCUCUAGCUCAGAAAUCCACCCCUCCUGAGUUAGCUAACUUCAGCUUUAACGUUGCUCACUAUGGCGGCAUAUCUUGGCCUGUUGAUGAUGUUGAUGUUGAAUAUCAGCAAGAUUCCCAACAGUCUACUAGUGAUGGAUCCGUUGAGGUUAUCAAGGCGGAGCCGGAAUUAGAUGCUGCCCACCACCAAAUUAGUCGCCGCUCAUCGAAACCUUAUCUACCUACAUCGUCCCGUAGAGCCCACCGGGUGAAUUCUCGAGCUGCCUCCCCUGUUGUUGGCGGAUCUGUCCGGAAAAGUUCGCAGAAACAGUCAACACGAUCAUUCGUACCGAGCCUCCCUAACGCCGUGUCAGAUAAGCUACGCCGCUCGCUAACUAAUGGCUCCCGUAAGGACGUUAUCAAGAACAACACGACAAGAUUAACUGGCAGUUUCCCUGUUACUCCCGACACAUCUGAGCCGACUCCAGUCAACGUGAAUCGAUCCCUCAAACUUCGAAGUACACAUCUCGAUUCUUUCGAAACCCCGGAAUCAAAUAAUGCCAGUCAAUCCCAGUCCUUUUUUGAUGUGUCGAGCCCCUCAGGCAGCGACUCGCACACUGUAUUUAGUAGCAAUGUGGCUACGCCACCUAUCACCGAUGCAGAUGCGGAGGCUGAACCUUUUGGUGAUGUGGACGCGGAUGAAUCACUCCAGCAAUCUAUUCGUGCCUUGCACCACCCAAGACCUAUCAAUACUCUCGCUGCUCAAGAUGCAAGCUUGCCCAGCCCGCGCCUGUCUCCGACCCUUCAGGCUUCCAAAUUCCGUGGGCUCGAUCAAGACGAUGGAGACAACGCGGCUGACGAAGAUGUUUCCAUCAUUUUCCAAGAAGAGAGUCAGAAUUCGAUGGAUUAUGAGUCUGGCCCGUCUUCUACUACGGAACCUUCGUCUCUUGUUGUCAGACGAUUUGAAGAUCCUUCGCAAUCCCAACCUACAAUCAUGGACACCCGCUCUAUGUUGGAAACUUUCGACUCGAUGCCUGCCGAGAUGAAGUCAUUCAUGAUGUAUCAGUUUCUCCGCAGAUGUUCCAGAAAAACCCUUCACAUUGUUGCUGAUGUGGUCAACCCAGCCCUUAAAUGUGACGUCUUGAAGGACCUGCCCAUUGAGCUGACCUUACAUAUCCUUUCUUACCUAGACCACCGUGACCUUUGCCGCGCGGCUCAGGUUUCGAAACACUGGCGAGGAAUUAUUGAUAGCAAUGAGACGGGUUGGAAAGAGCUCUUCGACUACGACGGCUUUACCCUAGCCCCCGGAGAGCUCGAUAGAGCUAUUAGAGAAGGUUGGGGUUGGCAAGACCCGGUGGGACCCGAAGGUUGCGAGCGUGACUAUAGCACCCAAGCUAGACUUACUUCUACUGAGACCGAACUGAUACGCUCCUCGAAGCCUGACCCGCCACAGAAACUACGGACAUCCAAGCGUAAGAGGGCUCUAAACAGCCUCAGUAGCUCUGAGCGGUCGAAACGGAGAGCAAGCGCGCAAGAGAUGAGCAAGGAUGAGAAAACAUAUACAGGAGAACGGGUGCACAAGUCCGAGGGUCCUAUGUCUGCUGCAAACGCCGCAGCUGUAGCGGUUCCCGAUCCGCAUAUCGGCCUUCCGAGCCUCAGGAAGCUUCACUUAUUCAAAUCGCUCUAUCGUCGCCACUACAUGAUUCGCAAGAGUUGGACGAGCGGCAAAGUCAAGCCUAGCCAUGUCGCUUUCGCGGCUCACCCCCGACACGUAAUUACAUGUCUACAGUUCGACGAGGACAAGAUUAUCACUGGGAGCGACGACAUGCUUAUCCAUGUUUACGACACUAAGACGGGCAAACUCCGCCGUCGUUUAGAAGGCCAUGAAGGUGGAGUGUGGGCACUUCAGUACGAAGGCAACGUCCUGGUGUCUGGUUCAACGGACCGUUCCGUUCGUGUGUGGGAUAUCGAGAAAGGUCUCUGCACUCAGGUUUUUUACGGUCAUACUAGUACUGUCCGAUGCCUACAAAUCCUAAUGCCGACAGAUACCGGCAGGGUGGAGAAUGGACAGGCGAUCAUGAUGCCGCCGAAGCCUCUAAUCAUUACCGGAUCCCGUGAUAGCCAGCUACGAGUUUGGCGUCUUCCCGAGUCCGGCUCCAGGAGAUAUAUCCAGACCGGACCUCCAGCCAAUGACGCCGAUUGUCCUUACUUCAUUCGCACACUGCAGGGUCACACCCACUCGGUCCGAGCGAUCGCCGCCCAUGCCGAUACGCUCGUCAGUGGGAGUUACGAUAAUACCGUCCGCGUAUGGCGUAUUAGCACAGGGGAAACAGUUCAUGUACUGCAAGGGCAUUCGCAAAAGGUGUACAGUGUGGUGCUAGACGUAGCCCGUAACAGGUGUAUAUCGGGUAGUAUGGAUAGCUUCGUGAAGAUUUGGGACCUAGAAACCGGGUCAUGCUUACACACGCUCGAAGGGCACUCGUUGCUUGUUGGGUUGCUUGAUCUUCGUGACGAGCGACUGGUUUCGGCGGCAGCGGACAGUACUCUCCGUAUCUGGGACCCGGAGAGUGGGCGAUGCCAGUCGACACUGACGGCCCAUACCGGCGCGAUUACCUGCUUCCAACACGACGGACGCAAAGUUAUUAGUGGCAGCGACCGGAACCUGAAGAUGUGGGAUAUCCGCUCAGGCGAAUGCAUCCAAGACCUUCUCACAGACCUUAGUGGAGUCUGGCAGGUCAGGUUUGAUGAACGCCGAUGCGUAGCAGCUGUCCAGCGGGAUAACUUGACGUAUGUCGAGAUUCUCGACUUCGGAGCCGUUCGUGAUGGUAAACCUGCAGACGAACUCGGAAAGCGUAUCCUGUUGAACGCUCCCGAAGUGCAAAGAAUCAUGGAAGAAGACAACUGAACUCGUCAGGUUGUGCGCAUAUAUUGGGUUCCGCAGCGAGGACGUGAUCCGAGAUCACAGACUCCCUUUUAACUCGUUGGAACGUGCAUUAUUGCCGGAGGAUUUGUGCCGAAGCUACUGAGCAAGCUAUUAAGCCUCAGUGCGCAUGUGGGCGACAUGGGAUUCUAAGCGAAAGCGCAAGUCAUCGCGCCAAGACGCGUUUCCAUAUCUACAUUAUUGAUUAGAGCGGUAUGUGCGCCCGAGAGAUGCCGAACAAAAUCAAGCUUCUCAUCCGGUUUAUAUUGAUAUGGGAGUUGUUUAUCAACAAGGAUGUCGCGAGCCGAAUAUUUCUAUGGUGGCAGUAAUGGCCGACUGCGAUAAUUUGCAAUGGCGAAGAGAGAAAGCAACAAGUUAUGCAUGGACAGCAUACAUUCACCAGUUGCUAUUAAUAUGUACUAAUCGAAGCUUUAGAGACCCUCCGAAUACUCGUGUUAUUCGGAUUGGAACAUCAGGUACCCAGCACUUCAGGCUGUGAAGGUAUCUCUACAUGAAGAAGUGAAUAUCAAUCAGGGAUAGGGGCGAUUAUGGGCAUCACGGCAUAGUGGCGUUCAUGUAUACCAAGACAAGCAAGCAUAUUAUGGGGCGUAAUGGUCACUUUGUAGGAGUAAGGCAGCCAAGUAGCAUAUCAAUGAUGUUAAAAAGUUUCGCUAUAUAUGAAUUAUACCCAUUACGAAGUAACUAGCUGUUUAGCGCAUCAAG
Molecule: messenger RNA, 4530 nt
Organism: Daldinia decipiens
Lineage: Eukaryota; Fungi; Ascomycota; Sordariomycetes; Xylariales; Hypoxylaceae
Product: WD40 repeat-like protein
Exons: 3
Coding region: 667-3792 (1041 amino acids)
Biological process (GO): proteasome-mediated ubiquitin-dependent protein catabolic process; ubiquitin recycling
Cellular component (GO): nucleus; cytoplasm
Molecular function (GO): ubiquitin binding
Source: RefSeq, a predicted model, not a curated record